Messenger RNA from Balaenoptera musculus (blue whale), 4035 nucleotides. It is a transcript of the gene TERT, whose product is annotated as telomerase reverse transcriptase. Gene Ontology annotation, cellular component: telomerase catalytic core complex. Gene Ontology annotation, biological process: telomere maintenance via telomerase. Gene Ontology annotation, molecular function: telomeric repeat DNA binding; telomerase RNA binding. The transcript has 16 exons. Bases 1 to 3411 code for a protein of 1136 amino acids. NCBI's taxonomy places the organism in Eukaryota, Metazoa, Chordata, Mammalia, Artiodactyla, Balaenopteridae. The record is from RefSeq and is a predicted model, not a curated record.
AUGCCGCGCGCGCCCAGGUGCCGGGCGGUGCGCGCCCUGCUGCGGGACCGCUACCGGCAGGUGCUGCCGCUGGCCACCUUCGUGCGGCGCCUGGGGCCCGAGGACCGGCGGCUCGUGCGGCGCGGGGACCCGGUGGCCUUCCGCGCGCUCGUGGCCCAGUGCCUGGUGUGCGUGCCCUGGGAUGCGCAGCCGUCCCCUGCCGCCCCGUCCUUCCGCCAGGUGUCCUGCCUGAAGGAGCUGGUGGCCAGGGUCGUGCAAAGGCUCUGUGAGCGCGGCGCGAGGAACGUGCUGGCCUUCGGCUUCGCGCUGCUGGACGGGGCCCGCGGCGGGCCGCCCGUGGCCUUCACGACCAGCGUGCGCAGCUACCUGCCCAACACGGUGACGGACACGCUGCGCGGCAGCGGCGCGUGGGGGCUGCUGCUGCGCCGCGUGGGUGAUGACGUGCUCACCCACCUGCUGGCGCGCUGCGCACUCUACCUGCUGGUGCCCCCCAGCUGCGCCUACCAGGUGUGCGGGCCGCCGCUCUAUGACCUCUGCACCGCCGCCGCGGCGCGGCCCACGCGACGCGCGGGCGGAACCCGGACUGGCCUCGGACUCACGCGCCAGGCCGGGAAUGGCGGCGACGGGGAGGCCGGGGGAUCACGGGAGCUGCCGGCCAAGGGCGCGAGGCGGCGUCGGGGCGGCGCGGGGGGCCGUCCGCCUCCAGCCAAGAAGCCCAGGCAUGGCCUGGAGCCCGAGCGGGGUACCGAAGGGCAGGCGCCCGGGGCCCACCUGGGCAGGGCGCCUGGGCGGAGCGACAGCGACCCCCACGUGAUGACACCUACCAGAGCCGCUGCGGAAGCCAAGUCUCGGGAGGGCAACGUGCCCAGGACCCGUCGCCCCUUCCCGCUGGUGGGCGGCGAGAGGGGUGUUCGCUCCCCAUCCUGGCGGCCGUCACAUCCCCAGGGCGAGCCCGGUCCCCGAGCGUGGGCUGAGACCAAGCAGUUCCUCUACUGCUCGGGGAGCAAAGAACGGCUGCGCCGCUCCUUCCUGCUCUGUUCCCUGCCUCCCAGCCUGGGGGGGGCCCAGAGGCUCGUGGAGACCAUCUUUCUGGGCUCUGAGCCCCGGCCCCCAGGGGCUCCCCGCAGGAUGCGCCGCCUGCCCCCGCGCUACUGGCGGAUGAGGCCGCUGUUUCGGGAGCUGCUUAAGAACCACGUGCGGUGCCCCUACGGCGCGCUCCUCAGGGCGCACUGCCCACUGCCGGCCUCCACCAGCCCGGCGGGGCCAGGCGAUCAGAAGAGCCCCGGAGUGGGCGCCUGCUCCGGGGAGAGCCCAGCCGCUGUCCCCGAGGGGGACGCGGGCUCGCGACGCCUGGUGCAGCUGCUCCGCCAGCACAGCAGCCCCUGGCAGGUGUACGGCCUCCUGCGGGCCUGCCUUCGCCGGCUGGUGCCCGCCGGCCUCUGGGGCUCCCGACACAACGAGCGCCGCUUCUUGAGGAAUGUGAAGAAGCUCGUCUCCCUGGGGAAGCACGGCAAGCUCUCACCGCAGGAGCUGACCUGGAAGAUGAAGGUGCAGGACUGCGCCUGGCUGCGCGGGAGCCCAGGGGCUCGCUGCAUCCCGGCCGCCGAGCACCGUCUGCGCGAGGCCGUCCUGGCCAGGUUCCUGUGCUGGCUGAUGGGCGCGUACGUGGUCGAGCUGCUCAGGGCAUUCUUCUAUGUCACGGAGACCACGUUCCAGAAGAACCGGCUCUUCUUCUUCCGGAAGCGCGUCUGGAGCCAGCUGCAGAGCAUUGGCAUCAGACAACACUUAGAGCGCGUGCAGCUCCGAGAACUAUCUGAGGCAGAUGUCAGGCGACACCAGGAGGCCAGGCCGGCUCUGCCGACGUCCAAGCUCCGCUUCGUCCCCAAGCCCAGCGGGCUGCGGCCCAUCGUGAACAUGGGUGACGUCGUGGGAGCCGGGAAGUCGCACAGAGACAGGAAGGUCCAGCAUCUCACCUCCCAGGUCAAGACCCUGUUCGCUGUGCUGAACUACGAGCGGCUGAGGCGCCCCGGCCUUCUAGGGGCCUCCGUGCUGGGCAUGGACGACAUUUACAGGGCCUGGCAGGCCUUCGUGCUGCCCCUGCGGGCCCAGGGCCCGGUGCCCCCGCUCUACUUCGUCAAGGUGGACGUGGCGGGGGCGUACGACGCCCUCCCCCAGGACAGGCUGGCGGAGGUGAUAGCCAACGUGAUCCGGCCCCACGAGAACUCGUACUGCGUGCGCCAGUACGCCGUGGUCCAGAGGACUGCCCGCGGACACGUGCGGAAGUCCUUCAAGAGACACGUGUCCACCUUCACGGACCUCCAGCCUUACAUGAGACAGUUCGUGGAGCACCUGCAGGCGACCGGCUUGCUGAGGGACGCCGUGGUCAUCGAGCAGAGCUGCUCCCUGAACGAGGCCGGCGGCAGCCUCUUCAAGCUCUUCCUGCGCCUGGUCCACAACCACGUGGUCAGGAUCGGGGGCAGGUCCUACGUCCAGUGUCAGGGGGUCCCUCAGGGCUCCAUUCUGUCCACCCUGCUCUGCAGCUUCUGCUACGGAGACAUGGAGAACGAGCUCUUCCCCGGAAUCCAGCGGGAUGGGGUGCUCCUGCGCUUGGUCGACGACUUCCUGCUGGUCACCCCUCACCUGACACGAGCCAGAGCCUUUCUCAGGACCCUGGUCCGCGGUGUGCCCGAGUAUGGCUGCCUGGCAAACCUGCAGAAGACGGUGGUGAACUUCCCCGUGGAGGACGGUGGCCUGGGCGGUGCGGCCCCCCUGCAGCUGCCGGCGCACUGCCUGUUCCCCUGGUGCGGCUUGCUGCUGGACACCCGCACCCUGGAGGUGCGCUGCGACCACUCCAGUUACGCCGGGACCUCGAUCCGAGCGAGUCUCACCUUCAACCAGGGCUUCAAGGCUGGGAGGAACAUGCGUCGCAAGCUCUUGGCGGUCUUGCGGCUGAAGUGCCAUGGGCUCUUCCUGGACCUGCAGGUGAACAGUCUUGAGACAGUUUUCACAAAUGUUUACAAGACAUUCCUGCUGCAGGCCUACAGGUUCCACGCGUGCGUGCUGCAGCUCCCGUUUCAGCAGCCAGUCAGGAGGAACCCCUCGUUUUUCCUCCGGGUCAUCUCUGACAUCUCGUCCCGCUGCUACGCCCUCCUGAGAGCCAGGAAUGCAGGGAUGUCACUGGGGGCCAAGGGCGCCUCCGGCCCGUUUCCUUCCGAGGCCGCGCAGUGGCUCUGCCUGCACGCCUUUCUGCUCAAGCUGGCUCGUCACCGCGUCACCUACAGCUGUCUUCUGGGGGCGCUGCGGUCAGCCAGAGCCCGACUGUGCCGGCGGCUCCCCAGGGCCACUCUGGCCGCCCUGGAGGCAGCAGCCGACCCGGCCCUGACCGCGGACUUUAAGACCAUCUUGGACUGACGGCCAGCCCUGCGGGAGGGGGCCAGCUCCACAGCGAGGCCUGGGCCCUCCCCCGAGACCCCGGGAGGGGUCGGCCCCCAAGUCCUCAGGGAAGCAGGGCCCACGCGCCGUGGCCUUCUCAUGACGGGGUCCGUCUUCCAGCUGUUGACCACCGGGAAGAGGCAGGUGGGAGAGCCGGGCAUCGGGCGUCAGGCGUCUGGACGGGGCGGGGGGGACCUUUGUCACCCCCUUCCCCUCGCUGCAGGGGCUGCCCCGGUCUGGAGCGAUGGCACAUGUGUCCCCGAGGGCACGGGGCGGCACGUGGGGCUGAGUGGUGGGCGUGGGCUCCUUCCUGCUGACCUGGUGCAGUCAGUGCCCAGCUCAGCCGUUCACACCCACCUCGGGAGCAGUGCCUGCCCCGGGCGCCUCCGCCGGCUGCAUCCACGGUUCACGCCCCAUGGUGCUUUCCGCAGAAGCGAAGGGCCCAGUCAGCUGUUUGAGGCCCGGUUCCUCCCGGCCCCGCCCUUGCUUCUGACCUCGCCUGUCCCUAAGCUCUGGACCCUUCCCGGCCGGUCCCCUCUCAGCACACGGCCCGGGUCAUCCUGACUGCGCUCCUGCACCGCCUCCUGCCCCCCCCCGCCCUGC